AUGGAAUUAAGAUCUCCUUCAUUUGAUAAAUUUAAAUCAAAUAAUAUUACCCAACAAGAAAUACCAAAGAAUCAAACAGAAAUGCCAUUUAUUCAGGCUUUUCUGAAUGAUCGACCCAAAUUAUCUUUUGAUACAGUUCAACUCAGGUUAAGAAAUGCAAAAACAUUGAAUCAUGAAAUCGGGGAAUAUUUUAAAGAAAGAGUAAUAAUAGAAGAUAACUAUAUUAAAAGUAUUCAGCGUUUAGCCAAUAAAACAUUUGUUGCUGAUAGAGCAUAUAUGGGCACAUUUACAAGUAUAUGGGACACAUUAUUCAAUGAACUUAUGGAAACAGCAACUUUACAUUCAUUUUAUGUUACAAAAAUAUCUGAUGAAAUCGAAACGCCUUUACGGGAAAUGACAAUUGCUGAUCCAAAAUGGACACAAUUAAAACAAGAAGAACCCAAUUUGAGCAAAUUAGCAAAAGAAUAUGAAGAAAGAGUUUCUAAAGUUAACAAGUUUAAAACUAAGAAAGAAAAACUAUCUGGAAAAAGGGCAGAAACUUCUGAGAAUAAAUUGAUUGAAGCACAAAAAGCACUUGAACAAAUUAAAGAUGAAUGGCAUUCUGAAUGGUCAAAAUAUCUUGAGACAAUGCAGGCUGAAGCAUAUCAAAAAAGAGUUGAGAUUUCAGAAAAGAAUUUAUCUACAAUAAUGGAAUUUAAUGUACAAGAUGAGAUAGUUGAUUUUUGUUCAAAAGCUAUUGAAGGAAAUUUAUCUCAUAUUGAAUUAAAUAAUUCAGGAAAUUCAUUGAAAAAUGCAUUUGUUACUAUCGGCACUAUGAGGCGUAAGAGAACUCCAUCACAUAAUUCAGAAAACUUGCAUCCAUCAAAAUCAGAGAAUGAUAGUACACGAAAUGGAAUUAAUAUUUUAAGGAAUUCAUCAUCUCAUACUUCUUUUACUUUUUCAAAUGAAAAUUCGUUUUCUUCACCUGUGGAAAUAUCAUCACCUGGUGAGAUUUCUUAUUCACCUGUGGAAAUUUCUUCUUCACCUGGUGAGAUUUCCUCUUCACCAGUGGAAAUUUCCAUUGUUCCAGAAAAGGCAUUACGAGUAGAAAUUAAACCUACGAGUACAGAAAUCAACGAAGCUGAUGCGGCGGCUGCGAUGUCUCAUGUAAUUUCAACUCUCAAAUCGACACCCGCAUUUAAAAAUCGGCCACCUCGAGGGCGAAGAGAUCGAAAUACAUAUUAUCCUGAUAAUAAUUUGAGCGUCGAUCAACCUUCUCCAUUAAAUUUACAAAGUUCUUAUCGAAGAUCAAAUAUUUCAAUUAUUGAAACAAUUAAUGUAAUGACUAAAGCUGGAAAUGUUACUAAACUUCUUAUAACUGGCGAAAUAAUGGCGGUGAUAAAAUAUCAAGUUCACAUUGAUCCGGAAAAUAAAAAUUCGUAUUUACCUCUUCAAAUAAUUCCUCAAUGGAAAUGUGAAUCAAAUAAAACAUCUCUAGUUAUUGCAUAUCAAAUUAAUCCCGAAUGUAAACUUAUUACUACGGCGGAAACAGCAGCAGAUAGAAAAUUAUCGAAAUUAUCAGAUAUUUCAUUUAUUAUACCAGUUGAUGGUGAUGUGGUAUAUGUUCAAUCUAAACCAACAGGAAUAUGGAGUACUGAAAAAAAUUGGAUGUAUUGGCAACUUGAAGAUAUUGAUCUUACAUCUACUACAACAUCUACAGCGACUACACCUAUUACUCCAACUACACCUAUUAUUCCAACAACAACAGGGGCAGCAGCACCGGAGACACCUUCAACGCCAUUUACACCCAUGAUACCAUCACCAUCAAAUAGUACUUCUUCUUUAGAUCAAAAAAAAAUAAUCGCACGAUUUGGAACAAACAAAACUUCACAACCAGCACCGGCAGCUGUCAAGUUUGUUUGUAAAGGACAAUUACUUAGUAAUAUUUCUUUGGAAAUAAAUGUAAAAUUGUUAGUGGGAAAUUUAUAG
This is a messenger RNA of Diversispora eburnea, 1968 nucleotides long. NCBI's taxonomy places the organism in Eukaryota, Fungi, Glomeromycota, Glomeromycetes, Diversisporales, Diversisporaceae. The record is from the annotation of a GenBank genome assembly.